CAGUGAAGUGCUCGUGCAGCGCUCGUGAAGCGCUCUUGCUCGAGUCUCCGCCUCUGCCAGCACCACCGCGGAUGACGUUGAACAACAAAGAUGGCAGGAGGAAACAGCAACUAUUGGGAAGACCUGCGGAAGCAGGCGAGGCAGCUGGAGAACGAGCUGGACCUGAAGCUGGUGUCCUUCAGUAAGCUGUGCACCAGUUACAGCAGCUCUCGGGACGGCCGUAGAGGAGACAGUAGUUCGGAUACAACACCUCUGCUCUCCAACUCCACUCAGGACAGAAUGUUUGAGACCAUGUCAGUGGAGAUUGAGCAGCUGCUUGCGAAACUUACAGGGGUGAAUGACAAGAUGGCUGAGUAUACAAGCACACCGGGAGUAACGUCUCUGAAUGCUGCUCUAAUGCACACUCUCCAGAGGCACAGAGACAUCCUACAGGACUACACACAUGAAUUUCAUAAAACCAAAUCAAACUUCAUGGCAAUCAGGGAGAGAGAGGAUCUUUUGGGAUCUGUGAGAAAAGACAUUGAGACAUAUAAGAGUGGCUCGGGGGUGAAUAACAGGCGGACAGAGCUCUUCCUGAAAGAACACGAGCACCUGAGAAACUCAGAUCGGCUUAUUGAUGACACAAUAAGCAUUGCAAUGGCAACCAAGGAGAACAUGACCUCCCAGCGAGGUUUGUUGAAGUCUAUACAAAGCAGGGUCAACACCCUGGCCAACCGUUUCCCUGCCAUCAAUAACCUAAUUCAGCGGAUCAACUUGAGGAAGAGACGGGACUCAUUAAUUCUAGGAGGAGUCAUCGGCAUCUGCACCAUCCUUCUGCUGCUGUAUGCAUUUCACUGACGGGCAGGGGAGCUAACAGACUUCUUUUGGGGGGUGUUCUGCAGAGCAGUGGCGAAGCCUUGAGAAAGGCUAAAUGAGAGGCGGACCAUUGGGGCCACAAACCAGAAGCCCACUUGGCCUAGUCUGGUAACAGGAUUGAUUGUGGCCAGCAUGGACCUUAUUUGUAUUUAGCAUCGGAAGGGGUUUAGCUCUAACAGCCUUUUUUUGUUUCUGUACUACAAACAAUGCGCUGUUCAGAUGUGAACUGGGACCGGAGACCAAAUUACUAACAGGAAUAAAUUUCAAUGAGCAUAUUAUAACACAGUGGCUUUGAGACAAGAGCGAUGCUGUGAAGCAUCAACUUUGCGUUGUGCUGUUCCUGUAUAUUAUUAAUCGGAAGAGGGUUUUAAUUUGAUGAUCCUUUUAGUAAGAGGGUUUCUCAUCAUGCUGUGUACUUUGUGAAUUAAUAAAUUAUUCAUAUACAGGAUAUUAAAAAUGUGUGUCAAACACUAGAGGUCCGUCCUCUAAAGCUUCUAUUUUUUAGAUAUUUCUAAACUCUCUCAUCAAUGACAUUUUACACUGGAGAAGGCAGUCCAAAAAUAAAACACUUGCAUUGCAGCGCUUGACAUGUCUCUUUCAAGGUGCUGUUGCUUUAUGCUUUUACUGAUGUGUCUUUAAGUUGAGAGCAGGUUCAAGUUAAGAAUAUCUGGCUAAACCAACAAGCCUGCGCUCGCAGCCCACUUGUCUGCUGACUUGCAUCCUAUG
Molecule: messenger RNA, 1581 nt
Organism: Sinocyclocheilus rhinocerous
Lineage: Eukaryota; Metazoa; Chordata; Actinopteri; Cypriniformes; Cyprinidae
Gene: gosr1
Product: golgi SNAP receptor complex member 1
Exons: 9
Coding region: 91-837 (248 amino acids)
Biological process (GO): inter-Golgi cisterna vesicle-mediated transport; vesicle fusion; endoplasmic reticulum to Golgi vesicle-mediated transport
Cellular component (GO): Golgi medial cisterna; Golgi membrane; SNARE complex
Molecular function (GO): SNAP receptor activity
Source: RefSeq, a predicted model, not a curated record